AGCGCUGGAAGGGGAGCGCCUCGCCCUGCCCGCAGGUGCACGUGCACCUCUGCUGGUGUCCUGAGCGCCGCGCCUCCUGGCCGGCUUCUGCCCUCGCCUCGCACGUUCCCAGGGGGAUGACCCCGCUGCUCGGCAAUGUAGCGGGAGGCGUUGGUGUCCUGCUAGAAACCCCUAGAGCGGACCCCGGCUGGAAUACCGCGCUGUUGGCUUUAGCAGAGACAGGUUAAAUCUAUAACAAUGAAGACUGUUGCUGCGUUUACUUCUGGGAUUAUUGUAUUCCUGUUUUCUUUGGUGCAAAGGACCAGUGGACAAUGUAAAGAAGCAGCUAUAAAGUCAGAGAUGAAUGUGAGCAUCAAUUAUCAUCUUCCUCAUUUUAUCACAGAAACGCCAAUACAGAAUAUAGUUUUAUAUAAGCAUCAUAUCUAUAUCGGAGCAGUCAACAAGAUCUAUGUCUUAAAUGAAAAUCUCCAGAACAUUUCUGUGUACAAGACUGGACCCGUGCUGGAGAAUCCUGAUUGUGCACCAUGUGAAGAUUGCAAAGAGAGAGACAAUUUAUCCAAUAGUGUUUGGAAGGAUAAUGUCAACAUGGCUCUGCUCCUAGAAACGUACUAUGAUGAUCAGCUCAUCAGCUGUGGUAGUGUAACUCGAGGUGUAUGUCAACGUCACAUCAUUCACCCCGACAACCCUGCAGACAUAGAAAGUGAAGUGCACUGCAUGUACUCAAAGCAGAGGGAUGGUGAGUCAGACAGCUGCCCUGACUGUGUUGUAAGCACUUUAGGAACCAAAGUUUUGGUGACCGAAAAGGACAGAUUUGUAAACUUUUUUGUUGGGAAUACUGUCAAGUCUUCAUUUCAACCACAACAUGCACUACAUUCAGUGUCGGUUAGAAGGUUAAAAGAAACCCUGGAUGGUUUUGAGUUUCUCACAGAUCAUUCUUAUAUGGACAUUCUCCCACAGUUCAGGGACUCUUAUCCCAUUAAGUACGUCCAUGCCUUUGAAAAUGACCGCUUUGUCUACUUCCUAACAGUCCAGCGUGAAUCUCUUGACUCCCAGGCUUUUCACACAAGAAUCAUCCGUUUCUGCUCUUUUGAUUCCGAGUUGCGCUCUUACAUGGAGAUGCCUCUUGAGUGCAUUUUCACUGAAAAGCGGAGAAAGAGGUCAAUUCGAAAUGAGAUAUUUAAUGUUCUGCAGGCUGCGUAUGUCAGUAAGCCAGGUGCAGUUCUGGCCCAUGAAAUGGGGCUUAGCGUGAACGAUGACAUUCUGUAUGGUGUGUUUGCACAAAGCAAGCCAGACUCUUCAGAACCAACAAACAGAUCUGCUGUCUGUGCAGUCUCUGUCCGAACGAUCAAUGAAUUCUUCAACAAGAUUGUAGACAAGCAAAACAUGAAAUGUCUUCAGCACUUUUAUGGGAAAGAUAGCAAAUACUGUUUGAAAAGGACAUUUUCAAGAAAUGCCUCGUACUGUGAAGCACAAGAUGAUGAAUAUCGUCUAGAGGUUACGACUCCUUUGCAACGGGUUGACUUGUUUAUGGGGCAAUUCAACAGUGUCCUGCUAACUUCAAUAUCCAUCUUCACCAAAGGGAAUCUUACUGUUGCUAAUCUGGGAACGUCUGAGGGCCGCUUCAUGCAGAUAGUGAUUUCCCGUUCAGAAGCUACUCCACCACAUGUGAAUUUUCCCCUGGACUCCCACCCAGUCUCCCCACAAGUUAUUAUUGGCCAUUCAUUAGUAGCAGAUGGCUAUACUCUGGUUGUCACCGGAAUGAAGAUAACCAAGAUUCCCUUGAAUGGACCAGGCUGUGAUCACUUCAAGUCCUGCAGUCAGUGUCUUUCAGCACCUCCUUUCAUGCAGUGUGGCUGGUGUAGUGAUCGGUGUGUGAGGUCCUGGGAGUGUGAUAAAAGGAUGUGGACCCAGGAGACAUGUUUGCCAAGAGUUUAUGAGAUUGUCCCAAGGAGCGCUCCAUUAGAAGGCGGAACAAGACUUACAGUGUGUGGCUGGGACUUUGGAUUCAGCAAAAAUAAUAGAUUUGACUUAAAAAAUACAGCAGUCCUUAUAGGAGGAAAGCCUUGUACUCUGGAAGUAAAAGUUAGCAACAAAAACAAGCUAGAAUGCACUGUUGCUGCUGCAAAGAACCCCAGUUUUAAUAUAACAAGCAGUGUUUCAAGUGGACAUGGCAUAUCUUCCUUCAACACAUUUUCCUACGUGAAUCCUGUAAUAACAAGUAUCUCUCCCACCUAUGGUCCCAAGUUUGGUGGAACAUUAUUAACAUUAUCAGGGAAAUACUUAAAGAGUGGAAAAUCCAGAGAGAUUUACAUUGGUGGAAAACCAUGCAUCUUAAAAAGUGAAUCUGAUAGCACUGUCGUGUGUUACACACCUGCACAAGGAACUUCAUCAGAAUAUCCUGUUAAAAUGGAGAUUGAUUUAGCUAUUCGAGAAGCUAAGGGUCAUUUUACGUACAAGGAAGACCCUAUUGUUUUUAAAAUUCAUCCAGCUAAAUCUUUUCUUAGCGGUGGGAGCACAAUCACAGUUUAUGGAAUCCACUUGAAUUCAGUGUAUCUUCCUCAGAUGGUGAUCACUGUACCUAAGCUAGGAAAGAACUUCACUGUGACAUGUAACCAUCGUUCUAACACAGAGAUAAUCUGUUGCACAACUCCUUCACUGAAAUCAUUCAGUCUGCAACUACCCUUUGCAACAAAAGUGUUUUUCAUUUUUGAUGGAGUCAGCAAACAAUACUUCGAUUUUGAUUAUGUGAAUAAUCCUGUAUUUAAACCUUUUGAAAAGCCAGUGGUGAUCUCAAGGGGCAAUCAAAAUAUAUUGGAAAUUAAGGGAAAUUACAUUGAUUCAGAAGCUAUUAAAGGCGAAGUGCUAAAAGUUGGAAAUAGAAGUUGUGAGAGCAUCCGCCUACAGUCUGAAUCAGUUUUCUGUAUGGUUCCCAGAGAUCUGCUGAAAUCCCACAGUGAGCUAAAUAUAGAGUGGAAGCAAGAAGUUUUGUCAACGCUUAUUGGGAAAGUGCUGGUUCUGCAAGAUCAGAAUUUCACAGGACUGAUUGCUGGAGUUGUCUCAACAUCAGUGUUAUUUUUAUUGUUGUUGGGGGGUUUUCUAUGGAUGAAGAAGAAAAAACAAAUUAAAGAUCUGGGUAGUGAUUUAGUUCGUUAUGAUGGAAGAGUGCACACUCCUCAUUUGGAUAGGCUUGUGAGCGCAAGGAGCGUAAGUCCAACUACAGAAAUGGUUUCUAGUGACUCUGUAGACUACAGAUCAACGUUUCUAGAAGAUCAGCUCCCAAAUUUGUCUCAGAAUGGCUCAUGCAGACCAGCACAGUAUCCUCACUCAGACCUAGCAUCCUUUCUGUCCGGUGGGGACUCAGAUUUAGCCAGUCCACUGCUGCAAACUAAUGUCCACAUUGACAUCGGUGCCUUAAAUCCAGACCUGGUCAAAGAAGUUCAGCAUGUAGUCAUUGGUGCUGACAGCCUGAUUGUGCAUUUUAGUGAGAUAAUAGGAAGAGGGCAUUUUGGGUGUGUGUACCAUGGGACAUUGUUGGAUAAUGAUGGCAGGAAAAUUCAUUGUGCUGUGAAGUCCUUGAACAGAAUUACAGACCUGGAAGAAGUAGCUCAGUUUCUCAAAGAAGGGAUCAUCAUGAAAGAUUUCACUCAUCUCAAUGUCCUGUCACUACUGGGAAUUUGCUUGCCCAGUGAGGGGUCUCCUUUGGUGGUGCUUCCAUAUAUGAAACAUGGAGAUCUUCGAAACUUCAUUAGGAACGAGACUCAUAACCCAACAGUUAAAGAUUUGAUUGGAUUUGGCCUUCAAGUAGCAAAAGGUAUGAAAUACCUUGCAAGCAAAAAGUUUGUCCAUAGAGAUUUGGCUGCAAGAAAUUGUAUGCUGGAUGAAAAAUUCACUGUCAAGGUUGCUGAUUUUGGUCUUGCUAGAGAUGUCUAUGAUAAAGAAUACUACAGUGUGCACAAUAAAACGGGCGCUAAACUGCCAGUGAAAUGGAUGGCUUUAGAAAGUUUGCAAACUCAGAAGUUCACUACAAAAUCAGAUGUGUGGUCCUUUGGUGUGUUGUUGUGGGAACUUAUGACGAGAGGAGCACCGCCCUACCCUGACGUGAAUUCUUUUGAUAUCACUGUUUACUUAUUACAAGGAAGAAGGCUAUUGCAACCGGAAUACUGCCCUGAUCCACUGUAUGAAGUCAUGCUAAAGUGUUGGCAUCCAAAACCUGAAAUGCGCCCAGCAUUUUCUGAACUGGUUUCAAAUAUAUCAACAAUCUUCUCCACUUUUAUUGGAGAGCAUUAUGUUCAUGUCAAUGCUACAUAUGUCAAUGUGAAAUGCGUUGCUCCCUAUCCUUCUCUUUUGUCAUCACAAGAUAACAUAGACAGGGAUGUGGAUACAUGACCAGGUUUGUCUACCAUACAGUGUCAGAGAGAAAUCCAUUAGUAGUACUAUGAACAAAAGUGUGUUUUGUCCACUACUUUUUCACUGCCCAGUUUUUGUGAAAACACUGUUGCACAUGUUUGAUGUUGUCCAAACUGCACUGUUGAUGAGAUGAUAUGUUGUUUAUAGCUAUGGGAUGCUACACACUACUGUGGUAAAUCCCAAAUAUUUGGGGCAGCUGUAUCUGUUUACCAGACUACAUCUACCACCAUCUAGUGCUAGUACCCACCAGCUCUCAUUCAUUUGUGAAAUGAAUGUGCUCACCAUUUGCAGCCUGGGUUCUGUUGUAGUUUAGAGCAUGUACAACAGAAUGAGAGGUGAGCAGCAGGGAUGUACAGAGACUCACGAUUAAUGCAAAGAAGGGAAAAGCUAGAGUACCAAUCGCUCAAGCUUGAUGUACCAUUCCUGUUGCAUGUACUAUUGUGCAGUGGGCAGUGCAGUAACGGUUUUCACACAAAGACCAGGCCAGAUCAUGAGAAUUCCAAGACUGUACAAUGUCUCCUGUUGUAUAAAGUGGACUCUACCUUUGUUCUUUGUUUGCCCAUUAUAUCAAUAAGGUUCCUUAGAGCCAGUCUCAUGGCAAGUUUCUAAAAUGAUAUUCAACAUUCCAAAAUGCCAUGAAAUAAAAUGAGUGUGUCAGCUUUUGAGGAGCAGUAUAUUUAUAAAAUGUAAGGGAACACACCCAGGAAAAAAGCUAUCUCAAUGUUAAUGUCUCUAUCAUUCCAAAAUUCAGUCGCUCCUUUGAGAAACUGUAUGUACAGAUUUCUUACUGAAAAUUGUGAGGCUUCUCUUCUGUCAAUAAAGUGUUUUAAUUGUUCCAUGAGAGUAAAAAUUUUAAGAGUCCAUAUUAAUCUAGGAUGCAGCAGUUUUGGAAGCACCAUUUGGAGAGACAGUCAAGUAAACAGUGGAGCAGUAACAGUGCGAGGAACCAAGUGACCCUGAGGAGCUGCUGGCUAGUAUGACCACAUGUUUAGUAGCUGCAACUAUGCCAGCCAACCAUGCAAAGGAGCUGCCGCAUAGUGUGUGUAAGGGGUUGAGAAGAGAUGCUGAGCCAGCUGAGGAAAGCCAACUCUGAACCAAAAAGGUUGCAGUGUGGUGGGAUUGCUGCCAACCUUUGCAUGCCAGUAUUGAAGGAUUAAGAAAACUGGACAAAAGAAGAAACAUUUUUUUAGCGCCCAUAGUUGCUCCUUGAGUUAAUCCAGCCCAGUGAGUUAUGAUACAUAGUAUAUUCCUAAAUCAUGACCAGAAGUGAUUUUCAAAAGAGAUACUAAUUAAAGUUUUUGUUAUUUAGGGAAGAGUACUGUAGCUUUAGGGUAAGCAUCAUGUGUCAUUUCUGUUCCUGUGGAAUUCUGUGUGUAUUACUGUAUAGCUUGAUUGGUGUAGGAUAUAACUGGUUGUUAGUGUAAACACUUAAAGUAUUCUAUUUUUAUAAAAAAUGUUUAUUUUUAAUGGCAUAUACCAGGUUUGGUCAGACCACAAAAUACUGCACUGUGAACGUUUCGGAAAAUGUAUGUCAACGUUUGAGUCAUACAUUGUAACGAGGUUAAAAAUGACUGUGUAAAUAUUAAGGAGGAAAAGAACUGAUUGAUACUCCACCCUAACUAUAAUAUAACCAUUGCUGGAAGUCAAACAUGUUAACAUGUGCAAGGUGAGGUAGUGAUUAGAAUGGAGCUGAUUAUGAGGGAGAUUUAUUGUUCUUCAGAAAGAGCGUUACAACUGAAAGGUUUCUAAUGAGGGUGGAGUGUGUGGGCAAACUACGAGCUGAUAAUACUGUAUUGUAUUACACCCCACUUUCAUUUCAGAUGCAAACAUAACUAUAAAUUGCUAAAGGACAAAAGAUUCUACUGCAGGAAAAAAAAUCAUCUCUACAGUCAUUACAAUGGCUAAGAAAGUUUAUGACACAAGGAUUUGGGGAAGAUACUCCAAAGCCGUACAUCCAUGCUCAAGGAAGGCUGCAAUGUGGAAAAAAAAAACAUUUUUACUAUUUAUGAAUUUUGCCUAAUAUAGUUAAUGUUGUGUCUGGGACACCUGUAGGAGUAUGUGAUUCUGGUAAGGAUUUGAUGUUUGUCAAUUCAUGCAUUUGCAAAUGAGCUGAAUGGUACUUAUGGCGAUAGUUGUUGGUGUGACCUAAUAAAAGUUAUUAAAAUGCA
Mauremys mutica (yellowpond turtle) is the source of this 6575-nucleotide messenger RNA. RefSeq names its product MET proto-oncogene, receptor tyrosine kinase (gene MET). Bases 238 to 4386 code for a protein of 1382 amino acids. The record is from RefSeq and is a predicted model, not a curated record. NCBI's taxonomy places the organism in Eukaryota, Metazoa, Chordata, Testudines, Geoemydidae. Gene Ontology annotation, cellular component: semaphorin receptor complex; membrane. The transcript has 21 exons. Gene Ontology annotation, biological process: regulation of GTPase activity; positive regulation of axonogenesis; negative regulation of cell adhesion. Gene Ontology annotation, molecular function: ATP binding; transmembrane receptor protein tyrosine kinase activity; protein binding.